CGAACUCCCCUGGAGCGUGAAGCGUGCUGGUUAACGCUGCCCAGUGCGGAGGGGUCGCCCCAGGUUCCGAACCAGAGGCUCCACUCACUGGCUUCUGACCCUGAGUCACCUAGUUUACCCCGUGGUGUGAAGUUAAGCGGAAGUUAACUCUCCUAUAUUACACAGUACCCAGAGCAUCGCAAACACCAUAGACUUUAGCUAAUUCUGUAUGCUAGGAGCUUGAGCUACCGAAUCUAAUAUAAUGACAAGGCUAGUUUUGUCUUCUUUCUACUAAAGAUGAAAUGAGCCCUGAUGUUCUGUUCUCUAAGCAGGCGCACAGCUGGGAUUUGCACCCCGAGCACUCAGACUGCCUUCCUGCACCAAAUAAUUAGUUGAUUUUGAGGAUUCUUGCACUCCUCUCUAGCUAGUUCCACUCCCUGAGCCUGCGUUUCCUUGUCUGUAAAAUGAGCAUAACAGGAUUCAUCCAUCCAUUGCUGGAAAGGGUUUGUUUUGUGCUGAUAAGGCCCUCUACUAGAUGACAGGGACCCAUACACACUUGUCACUGCUUCCUAUCUGGAGCUUACAAUGUGGCCAAUUUUGUGACGAGUUAAGUACAAGAAUCUGUAUUUCUGAGAGAAUUUUGUGCAAAAGCUUUGUGAAUUGUAGCGCUCUUAGAGUGAGAAGUAGGAGAAAAUGGGAGAAAUAAUAACAACCAUAAAAAGAAAGGGAUUCUAUAAUAGGAAGCUCAAACGUAUGAGGGAGCUAAGAACUCAGAAGCUGAGAUUGAGUGGGUAUAGAUAUAUAAAUUCAUUAAAUUGUGUUCUGCCUGGAACAACAGCUAAAUGUUGUUAAUUUUGAAUUUUCAUCUAAUUUGAAUAUCCCUUGGAAACUUCAGUGGGCAGUAAAAGUUGAGGCAGAGUAGAGCAAGAUUUUUAAAGAGGAAACUGAAGUCAUGGGAUUAUUUUUCAGGCAAAUGAGAUUUUAAGCUGCUUGAGGACAAACAUCUACUUGUGUUUAUAAUUGUAUGUCCUUGCUUCAUUCUACUCUUGCCUUUUCCAUAGUAGGUUAUCAGUAAAUCCUUGUUGAAUUGAAAAAUGAAAGGACCAUUAUCAAGGUAGUUGGAAUCUUCCUGUGCAGCAGAGGGAUUGAAUUUAAGCAAAUCUUUGAGUGAUGAGGAAAACUUAAAACUGUUUGGGAAAUGCAAUAAUCCGAAUGGCCAUGGGCACAAUUAUAAAGUUGAGGUGACAGUAUAUGGAGAGAUUGAUCCUGUUACAGGAAUGGUUAUGAAUUUGACUGACCUCAAAAAAUAUAUGGAGGAGGCUAUCAUGAAGCCCCUUGAUCACAAGAAUCUGGAUCUAGAUGUACCAUAUUUUGCAGAUGUUGUAAGCACGACAGAAAAUGUAGCUGUAUAUAUCUGGGAAAACCUCCAAAAAUUUCUUCCUGUGGGAGUUCUUUAUAAAGUAAAAGUGCAUGAAACUGACAAUAAUAUUGUAGUCUAUAAAGGAGAAUAGUUCUUAGGGAUUAACACUGUAGAAAGACUAAUUUCCUUCCACAUUUAAAAAAGAUCUUUAUCCUCUUGGAAUAUUAAGUAGUCACCACAUAAUUGUUGUAUUACAUUGUGUUCUGAAGUGCCUGAUUUAUUGAAAUCAUUAUAAGACCUGUUGUGAAUUUAAAUCUAAUAAAAUAAAGCUUGUAAUGUAUCCUGAAUAUCAUUUAGAGAGUCCUUUAUCUAUAGAUUAAAAAUCACUUUAUUUUCA
Molecule: messenger RNA, 1736 nt
Organism: Marmota flaviventris (yellow-bellied marmot)
Lineage: Eukaryota; Metazoa; Chordata; Mammalia; Rodentia; Sciuridae
Source: RefSeq, a predicted model, not a curated record